AUGGUCAACCCCAAGAGCAAGAGCAAGAGCAAGGCGCCAGCCCUUAAGGAUUCUGUGCAGGAGACCCCCUACGCAGUCUUGACUGAGAGAGAUGAGCGAGCGGCCGCCAAGCAACCUGCGAAGCUCUCCGCGAAGGCGUUCUUCGGCGAGGAUGCGCCGCAGCCGGAGCCCAAGAAGGCGCUUAUGCCGCUAAACUGGGCGGCUGGCACCAGCUGGAAGCGUGGGGGUGCUGCUCCUGACACCAAGAAGCAGCAGCGUGAAAACGAUACCGCCGCUGGUCCCCAGCCAUGCCGCGGGCCCGUUGACUUCAUGGUAGAGGAGGCAGUCCAGAAGACGCUCCAGGCGGAGCCUGACCUAGCUUCGGACGGCGCGGAGCUCCGGCGAAUGCGGACCGCCCUGAAGUCUGAAUACACGAAGCGUUGGGGUUCCAUGGAGGCAACUGAGCGCCGAAUGUACGAAGAACAGGCGGCAGCUGACAAGGAGCGCUAUCGCACUGAGAUGAAGUCCUGGAAAGAGGCCAGCGGCGGUGGCAACAAGCGAGGCAAGAAAGGGGUCGCAGCCAGCGAGAAUGGCGACGCUGUUGGUGCCGAUGCCAACGGCGAGGAUGGCGACCAGCAAGAGAACGGCCCUGCUGAAGCGGCAGGGGAUGUUGCGGCUGGCGACGGCCAGGGAAAAGGCAGGGGGAAGGCAGCAGCUUCCAAGGGAAAGAAGACCAACAAGAAGGCGUUGGAAGCUGUUGCAGCGGAUGCGGGCACCAGUAUUCCCGCUGCCAUCGAUGCAAAUGAAGGCGCAGAUGCUGCAGAGGACGACGAUGCAGAGAAUGGCAGCGGCAAGGGCGCCAAGAAGACCGAGAUUGCAGGCAAGAAGGGAGCCGCAAAGCCUGAUGGUGGCGCAAAGUCCGCCAAGGUCAGCCGGGCGCCCCUGCGCUGGGCUGAGCGGCAGCGACGGGAGCUGCUGGGAGAGGGCAUGAAUGCGGGCGAGGGGGUCGAGGCAGGCGAGGGGAAUGAUGCCGGUGCAGCUGAAGCAGCCAUCGGAGAUAAGCGGCGUGCGCCGUCGGCCCGGCAAGCGGCUGCAGCCACUAAGAAGAAGAAGUUGCUGGAUGACGACCAUGCAGCAGCGAAGGCGGCGACGGAUGAUGAUGAGGAGCCUGCCGACAUGCCCAAGAAACGUGGUGCGGCCAAGAGGUCGGCCGGGGCGAAGCAGUCUGCCGCCGCCGCUAAGAAGCCGUCCAAGCGCCAACAAAAAAGCGCUAAGGAUGAGGAAGAAGAAAGUGAUGAGGAGGAUCAGGGCGAUGAAGAAUCUGACAUCAACUCUGGCAGUGAACAGGAUAUUGUCAUGACCGGCACGGAUGAGGACGAAGAUAUGAUUCCUGCCAGUGAUGACGACGAGGUGGAGGAAGAAGAGGAGCCGGCGCCUGCCAAAAAGAAGCAACAGCAGCUGUCCAAGCGCAAGGCCUCCAAGCCGCCGCCGGCCCCUUCUGCCAAGCCGAGUGCCAAACCCAAGAAGGCAGCGGCGCCAAAGAAAGUGGCGGCAACAAAGAAGGCACCUCCAGCCGUAGCUGCGCGCCGUGGUGACGGCGACAAUAAGCGCCGGCGGCAGGCUGACAGCGACGAUCAGGCAGAGGAAGCGGAGCCGCCGGAGGUGGAGCACGAAGCGCCAGAGGCCAAGCAGGAGCAGCCGGCACCGGCUGCGCGUGGGCGUGGAAAGUAUCCUUCCAAAGCGUCCAAGGCAGAGCCGCAGGAGGAGGAGCACGAGGCGCUGGGCGCGAAGCAGGAGCAGCCGGCUGCUCGCGGGCGUGGAAGGGCCUCAUCCAAAGCGGCUGCAGGGACAGCCGCCGCAGAGGCGGAUGCCAAGCCAGCGGCCCCUGCCGAAGGUCGCAAGGGCCGGGGAAAGGUUGCUGCCAAGGCCAAGGCAGUGGAGGAGAAAGAGGAGGAGAACACGGACCAGAUGGAUGCUGAGAAGCAACAGCAGGUGGUUACGGAGGAACAGCGCGACGAGGAACCGGCACCCAGGCGGGGCCGCAAGGCUGUCAAGGCGAUUGCAGCGCCAGCGGAGCCCGUGGAAGCGCCAGCGCCCUCCAAGCCUGCCUACGCAGCUCCUGUCCCAGCUCCUGCCACAGAUCCCGCCGAGGCGCCGGUCACCGCUCCAACUGCUGGCGGGGGCGGUAAGUCAGCUAACCUGAAGCGCAAGGGCCGUCUCGCUGCAGCACGCGGUGCAACAGCCGCGGCAGACGUGCAGCAGGAUGCGGCAGCUAAUCAGGAGGGGUCGAAGGAGGAGAUUGUGCCGCAGCAGGCGCAGGAACCUGCUGCAGGCCAGGGUGCCAAGCGCGGCAGGCCUGCCAAGCGCACAGCACAGGAUACUGAGGCAGAAGCAGGCGCGCAACGGGGUGUGGAACGCGAAGUUGACGAGGAGGAUCGCAAGGCGGACGCAGGCAAAAAGGGUAAAGGCGGCGGCGCUCGUGACCGCGGCGGAAAGCCCAAGGCGGGUGGCGAGGACGGCGCUGGCAAGGGCCGCCCGCGCCGUGGUAUGUAA
Messenger RNA from Volvox carteri f. nagariensis, 2532 nucleotides. RefSeq lists its product as uncharacterized. The transcript is spliced from 5 exons. Lineage: Eukaryota; Viridiplantae; Chlorophyta; Chlorophyceae; Chlamydomonadales; Volvocaceae. The record is from RefSeq and is a predicted model, not a curated record. The coding region runs from base 1 to 2532 and encodes 843 amino acids.